Nezara viridula (southern green stink bug) is the source of this 405-nucleotide messenger RNA. NCBI's taxonomy places the organism in Eukaryota, Metazoa, Arthropoda, Insecta, Hemiptera, Pentatomidae. The record is from the annotation of a GenBank genome assembly.
AUGUUCAAAACCAUUCGUAAAGUGCCAUUAUGGCAGAUCCAAAAAAUCAAUUUUAGUGUAUCCACCCAAUGCCGAGAAUCAUUUAAAGUUCAAGAUUUAAAUGACUUCAAUGAGCGUGUGAAAAACAGCAAGAAACCUGUUAUAGUGGACUUCUUCGCUACAUGGUGCAACCCUUGUAAGGCUCUUACUCCUAGAAUAGAGAAUGUAAUUGCAGAGACAAAGGGAGAAGUUGUCCUAGCCAAAGUGGACAUUGAUGAAAAUUCAGAACUUGCUCUUGAUUAUGAUGUGGGCUCAGUUCCUGUCCUUAUUGCUAUUAGAAAUGGAAAAGUCGAAGAGCGACUUGUUGGACUGCAAGAUACUGAUAAAUUAAGAAAAUUUGUUGAUAAAUUUGCUAGCCAAAAAUAG